GUGGAACAAUAAACUACUGUAGGCACACCUGCACGCCGAUUGUCAGCAAAGACAGCAGUACCAGCAAGACCUGGCCGCUGUAACGACCGACGUCCGCGAGGCAGCAGUGCAGCAGCAGCAACAGCAACAGCUCAUGAACUCUACCAUCGCACGCAUCAACGGCAUUGAGGCCAAGGCCUCAGCAGCGCCAAGCUGCACGACGGACGAGACGAAGCAAAUCAAUGAACGCAUCGAUCACGUCGUCACCAUCAUCGGCGACAUAGGUGUUUUCAACGGACCGGACACGAUCAGCAGCACGGUGGCCGCCCUCAAGACGGACAUCACCAAGCUACAGACGAGACCGGACGCCGCUACAAAGACAUUCAAGAUGCCGCACUUCGACAUCUGCAAGUUCGACGACUACAACAAGUCAGACGCUUUGACAUGGUGGCAAUGUUUCCUCACGGAAGCGUCAUGCCGCACUGUCCCGACGAACGACAUGUUGAAGGCACUCUAUUUGCAACUGAUUGGAGGAGCGCAGGCAUGGAUGAACCACCUGACGGCCACCCACAAGUGCACCAUCGCCGAACUCCACACGCACACCACGUGGAAGGAGUUCGAGCAGCUAUGGUUCACCCGGUUCAUGGUCCGCAACGUCGUGAAGGCGACCAUGAAUGAGGUGUACACAUGCUCUCAGGGGAACAUGCCAACUCGARACUGGACAACGAAGUGGCAAAAGAUAGUGAGCACGCCAGAAUUCGAUUUGAGUUUUCCAAAUCAACGAUCCGAGUUCUUCUCGCGAUCGUGCGCGGGAUUGAGGUCGGCAAUCGGUAAUGAGUACGACUAUACCACAUUCCAGGCCAUUCUGGAUCGAGCGAACUUGGUCAUCUAAACGGACGAUAAAGCCGCUAACGAGAG
This is a messenger RNA of Chara braunii, 897 nucleotides long. NCBI's taxonomy places the organism in Eukaryota, Viridiplantae, Streptophyta, Charophyceae, Charales, Characeae. The record is from the annotation of a GenBank genome assembly.